Messenger RNA from Hippocampus zosterae (dwarf seahorse), 3118 nucleotides. Its product is annotated as alpha-internexin-like. The coding region runs from base 1090 to 2451 and encodes 453 amino acids. Gene Ontology annotation, biological process: intermediate filament organization. The record is from RefSeq and is a predicted model, not a curated record. Lineage: Eukaryota; Metazoa; Chordata; Actinopteri; Syngnathiformes; Syngnathidae. The transcript is spliced from 5 exons. Gene Ontology annotation, molecular function: structural constituent of postsynaptic intermediate filament cytoskeleton. Gene Ontology annotation, cellular component: intermediate filament; postsynaptic intermediate filament cytoskeleton; cytoplasm.
GUUUAUGGACACAUAGCAUUUUGUUGCUGUAUUUACAUAUAGUAGGAUACCGUCUGGGCACUACGGUGAUCGACUGGUUAGCACGUCAGCCUUACAGUGCAGAGGUGCAGGGUUCGAUUCCGACUCCGGCUUUCCAGUGUGGAGUUUGCAUGUUCUUCACCUUGGCUGCGUGGAUUUUCUCCGGGUAUUGGCAGGCUGAUUGAACAUUAGUCUGAAGUGUCCUUCGUUGUGAAUAUGAAUGGUUGUUGGUCUAUUGUGUGCCCUGUGACUGGGUGUACCCCACCUACGACGGCUGGGAUAGGCUCCAGCAAUCCUUGUUAGGAUAAAGCGGUUCAGAUAAUCGAUGGAUUGUAUCAACUGUUUUUUAAUCAAUAAAUGCAUUAUAAAAAUUAGGUAUUUUUCAAUAAUUACACAAUUACUUUGCAGUAUUUACAAAAUGUUCUUAAGAAUCGGGAACUCUCACAAUCCAUGUCUGAACAAUCCACCAAUAAUUAAACUCUAUCAAUAAAAAAGUUUCAACAUAUAUCUUCCCCGAUAUAAUUAUAAAAACACGAUUUUUCCCAACAGAGGAUUGUUACCAAUAACCAGUAAUGAGUCAAUUCUAAACUACUGUGCCUUUACAUACAAUCAUUUUGAUCAGUUAUAUUGCACGCGUGUAAAUGAUAAACUCAUCCAAAUUCCUCAUUUUUGUUCAGAAAUCUGAGGUUGUUUUUGAUAUAUUGUAAAUGUAUAGUUGUUUUCAUUAUGUACCUGUAUUGCCUUGACGAGUCCACAUAAUGUGGGCCACGAACAAUGAGUUUGUAAAAUGACUGCAGUACUGUAGUUGCUUCACCAUGGACAGCUCCAUUUUUAUCUGGCCAUAAAAAUAACUUGAACAACUGUCUCAGUUCAUGUUUCUGAGUGUGGAAUCGUGGAUCUGUUCAAAUACUUUUGCUGUUUUCGUCACCAGAUGACGUGGACCAACACAUUUUGUUUGUUGACAUUUAAUCCCCAUGUAUAAAAUGGUUCGCUCCACCUGUAGUCGCGUUUGACAAAGCUGCAGCAAAUCUCUCGCCAGUGUCUUACUUUGAGCUCCAACUUACUGCAAAGAUGAACUACAGAGACCGCUACACUUCCUCCUCCUACCGCAAGAUUUUCGGGGACUCUUCCAGGUUCUCCGCCUCCUCUCGUAUGAGCAGUUACGUGCCACAGGUCUCCCCCGGGCUGAGGUCCAUGGCCGUGUCCCGAAACAGCACCUCUUCCGUGGGCAUGUACAGACGGCUGGGACACCCUCCGGCCUCCUUCUCUCUGACGGCCACGGACUCCCUCGACUUGACCCAGACUUCAGUGGUCAACAAUGAACUCAAAGUAAUUCGUACCAACGAAAAAGAACAGCUGCAGGGUCUGAAUGAUCGCUUCGCCAUGUUCAUUGAUAAAGUCAGACACCUGGAGCAGCAGAAUAAAGUACUGGAGGCCGAGCUGGUGACGCUGCGGCAGAGGCAGAGUGAGCGGUCUCGGGCCGCUCAACUCUACGAGCAGGAGAUGAGGGACUUACGGGCUCAGUUGGAGGACCUAAACAGGGACAAGAACCGCAUCCUGAUUGAGAGGAACAACAUGGAAGAUGAACUGCAGAAACUCACUGUCAAGUAUCAGGAGGAGUUGACUGUGCGUGAAGAGACAGAACAAACCUUGCGGUCUUUCCGGAAGGAUGUGGAUGACGCGGCAGCCAUUCGUCUGGAUCUGGAGCGUCGAGUGGAAUCGCUGAUGGAUGAAAUCUCGUUCCUGAACAAAGUCCACGAUGAGGAAAUCCAGGAGCUGAGCAGUCUGAUGGAAGCGCAGCAGGUCUCCGUGGAAAUGGAACUCUCCAAACCCGACCUCACCUCAGCUCUGAAAGAGAUCCGCAACCAGUAUGAGUCCAUCGCCUCCAAAAACCUGCAGUCGGCCGAGGAGUGGUACAAGGGCAAGUUCUCCAGCCUGAGCGAACAGGCCACCAGGAGCAACGAGGCCAUGCGGGCCAGCAGGGAGGAGAUGAAUGAGUUCAGGAGGCAGCUGCAGGCCAAGACUCUGGAGAUCGAGACUCUGAGGGGUGCCAACGAGUCUCUAGAAAGGCAGAUCACAGAGAUGGAGGAUGCUCACAAUUCUGAAGUCACAACUUUGCAGGACACGAUUGGCCACCUGGAUACUGAGCUGAGGAACCUCAAGGGGGAGAUGGUCCAGCACCUGAGAGAAUAUCAGGACUUGCUCAAUGUCAAGAUGGCAUUGGACAUCGAGAUAGCUGCAUACAGGAAGCUGCUGGAAGGCGAAGAGACUCAUUUUAACUCAGGGACAUCUUUCGGAGCCGCCAGUUACAGCUACCAGGCCCGAGCCUCAACCGGAUCAUCCAGAAGCAGCCAGCGAGACAAAGACGCAGCCAAGAAGGAAAGCGGCAAGGAGGAGGAGAAGGAUGAAGCAGACAUCAAUUCCAACAACUGAAGUCAUGGACACAGGCAGGAAGGGAGACAAAUAGCUUGUACUGCAUUUCUAAAGUUUUAGUACUGUAUAUGCACAAAAAGAGGAGCCCAGACAUCGUGUCCUAUGUAAAUGUAAUUUUUCUGGAGAAAUUAUUUUAAUUUGGAACAUUUCAAUCACAAAACACAAGUCAGGCUAUAAGUGAAUUUGUUCUUUCCAUAGUGCACAAGUCUGAAACAUGUAGAACAUUUUUGGACUCUAAAUAUUUUUCAAAUGGAAGCUUGCAUCAAGAUGUAAACCAGAUGGUGUUAACCUAUUACGGGGCAUUGUAUGUUACAAUUGAAAAAACUGGAACAAUGUGGUAGAAUUCUAGUCAUCUCUGUGUCAAAAUGUGUUGGCUAACUUAAACCGUAUUUAUCCACUAAAAUAUGCUUUUGUUUGCUUAUCACUUACAUUUUCAGGCUAAUGCUUUUUCUUGAAUGUUAGCAAACCAAAUUGUGUGUGUGUGACUAGUGCGGUACUUUCGGUGAACAUCAAUCCUGAUUUCAGAAAAUGAUGGGUAGUACACCUUUAAAUAUGCUGCAAAUCUACACCAGAGCUAGAUGACUACAAUUCAUUGAGGUUUAGUCCUCACUGUGCGAUUCAUUUGCACGGAGUGAUUGAAAGAAUUAAAAAAAAACAAAAAAAAAAA